Lathyrus sativus (Indian pea) is the source of this 1431-nucleotide messenger RNA. The record is from the annotation of a GenBank genome assembly. Lineage: Eukaryota; Viridiplantae; Streptophyta; Magnoliopsida; Fabales; Fabaceae.
AUGGAAGAGACCUCACAAAGUGCAUUUCUCUUUUCCUUAUUCUUUGCAUUCUUAUCUAUCCCCUUAAUUUCCUCAUACACUUUUGAAUUCCAAACCCAGUCACUUCUACUCCAUUCUCUCCCCCUCCCACCAACACUCUCAUGGCCCGAAUCCGAACUCACAGAUUCCGACCCGGAUAUUUCCACCACCCUCUCUCUCCACCACAUUGACGCUCUCUCCUUCAACAAAACUCCACAACAACUCUUCAACCUCAGACUCCAAAGAGACACUUCCAGAGUCAAAACAUUUACCUCACUAUUAUCCUCAUCUCUCAACCAAACCCGCCCCGAAGUAUCCAGAUCCGGUUCGAGUACAAGCAGCCCCGUUAUAUCGGGUUUCCCCCUCGGAAGCGGCGAGUACUUCACGCGCAUAGGCGUUGGAACACCACCAAGAUAUGUUUACAUGAUUCUCGACACUGGAAGCGACGUCCUUUGGCUUCAAUGUGCACCUUGUCAGAAUUGCUACACACAAACUGACCCGGUUUUUGACCCGAAGAAAUCCACUUCUUAUGCCGGCAUCCCCUGUUCGUCUCCUCUCUGCCGCCGGUUAGACUCGCGGGGAUGUAACCCGAAGAAAAUUUGCCAGUAUGAAGUCUCCUACGGCGAUGGUUCAUUCACUGUCGGAGACUUCUCAACUGAAACUCUGACGUUUCAGAGAACCGGGGUCCCCGGCGUCGCCAUCGGUUGUGGUCACGAUAACGAGGGACUCUUCAAUGGCUCCGCCGGUUUAUUCGGUUUGGGCCGUGGCGGUUUUUCUUUUCCAACCCAAACCAGAAACCGGUUCAACAAAAAAUUCUCUUAUUGUUUUGUGGAUCGGUUUGCUUCGAGUAAACCGUCUUCCGUUAAUUUCGGCGACAAAUCCGUUCCGCGAACUGCUUUAUUCACACCUUUGAUUCAAAACCCCAAAUUACACUCUUUCUACUACGUUGAACUUCUUGGAAUCAGCAUUGGCGGCGCGCCGGUUCGAGGCGUCUCAGCUUCAAUGUUUCGGCUUGAUAAAACAGGAAACGGCGGCGUGAUUAUUGACUCUGGAACUUCAGUAACGCGGCUCACUAGUCCUGCUUACGUGGCACUUAGAAACGCGUUUCGAGUCGGAACUGGGUAUUUGAAACGGGCACCCGAAUUUGAACUUUUUGAUACGUGUUAUGAUUUGGCCGGUUUUAAGGAGUUGAAAGUUCCAACGGUGGUGUUUCAUUUUCGGGGUGCUGAUAUGGCGUUACCGCCGGGGAAUUUAUUGAUUCCGGUGGAUAGUAAUAACAGAACUUUCUGUUUUGCUUUUGCUGGAACGGCGAAUGGGUUGUCUAUUAUAGGGAAUAUUCAGCAACAGGGGUUUCAGGUUGUCUAUGAUUUGGCGGGUUCUCGGGUCGGAUUUGCACCACAUGGUUGCGCGUGA